GUCUUCUUUCCCAAGCUCACACCAUUCACCCUCUAUCCUUUCCCUUCUAGUACUACACCUAAAUCUCCCCAAUAAUUCCUAACAAAAAAUAGUACAAAAAGCUAAGAAAGAAGACAAAAUGAGGAGUAUACCCACCACAAUGCUAAACACACACCCCAACAACACCAACACAACUAUUAAUCACUCAUUAUGGCAAACUCCAAUCCCAUAUCUCUUUGGAGGACUAGCUACCGUUAUGGGUCUCAUAGUUUUGGCCUUGUUGGCACUAGCUUGCUCUUAUUGUAAACUCUCAAGGAACAACCAAGAUGGGGACCACAAUGACAACAAAGAGAGUGACCCUCAAACUAAGGAACCCAUCAAGGCCUACGAAGAGAAAAUCCUUGUCAUUAUGGCUGGGAAUGAAAAACCAACAUUCUUGGCUACACCUGUGGUUUUGUCUAUCAUUGACAAAGAAAUUGACAACCUUGUACUUGUUCCAACUACUUCCACUCCACAAGAAAAUGAAGGUUAUUGCUCUUCACAACAUAGGCAGUGAUUUUUUUUUUCACUAGUUAGUUGGUAAAGUCAUGUAUAGUAGUGGUAGAUGUUAGUAUCUUCUACGGCUGCAUUGGACGGCAGCCGUAGAGGAUAUCCAAGUCGAAUAGUAUAUAAUUAGUUACUCUACAAAUGUUAGCAAAAUCUCAGUUGUUGAAUUAAUCUAAUUUCUAAGAGAUCAAUGUUUUUUUUUUUGGUACAAUCUAAGAGAUCAAUUGAAAUUAGAAUUUAAUUGUUGAG
Messenger RNA from Trifolium pratense (red clover), 774 nucleotides. Its product is annotated as protein GLUTAMINE DUMPER 5-like. The transcript has a single exon. Gene Ontology annotation, biological process: regulation of amino acid export. Bases 119 to 535 code for a protein of 138 amino acids. The record is from RefSeq and is a predicted model, not a curated record. Lineage: Eukaryota; Viridiplantae; Streptophyta; Magnoliopsida; Fabales; Fabaceae.